Molecule: messenger RNA, 2176 nt
Organism: Chlorocebus sabaeus (green monkey)
Lineage: Eukaryota; Metazoa; Chordata; Mammalia; Primates; Cercopithecidae
Gene: CDK5RAP1
Product: CDK5RAP1 mitochondrial tRNA methylthiotransferase
Biological process (GO): tRNA modification; negative regulation of cyclin-dependent protein serine/threonine kinase activity
Cellular component (GO): cytosol; mitochondrion
Molecular function (GO): 4 iron, 4 sulfur cluster binding; tRNA-2-methylthio-N(6)-dimethylallyladenosine(37) synthase activity
Source: RefSeq, a predicted model, not a curated record
UGUGUAUCAGCCCAGCGGCGGACCGGUGAGUGGAUCUGAUUUGCCGGCAGAACUUACGCUGCGGGACCCCGGGCACUGUUGCUGCUGCGGGAGGUCACCUCCACUUCUAUCAAGGCUUCGCUUCGCCACCCGUGAAGUGGGGUUGACAGUACAGCCUGCCUCACAGGGUUGCUGUGAGGGAUAUAGACCGUGGGCUGUUUAGUGCCAUGCACCCUUUACAGUGUGUCCUCCAAGUGCAGAGGUCUCUGGGGUGGGGGCCAUUGGCCUCUGUGCCUUGGCUGUCACUGAGGAUGUGCAGGGCACACAGCAGUCUCUCUAGUACCACGUGUUCCAGUCCAGAGAGGCAGGAGGAUGGAGCUCCGAAGGAUUUCAGCUCCAGGCUGGCCGCUGGACCGACUUUUCAACAUUUUUUAAAAAGUGCCUCAGCUCCUCAGGAGAAGCUGUCUUCAGAAGUGGAAGACCCACCUCCCUAUCUCACGAUGGAUGAACUUCUUGGAAGGCAGAGAAAAGUCUACCUUGAGACCUAUGGCUGCCAGAUGAAUGUGAAUGACACAGAGAUAGCCUGGUCCAUCUUACGGAAGAGUGGCUACCUGCGGACCAGUAACCUCCAAGAGGCAGAUGUGAUUCUCCUUGUCACGUGCUCUAUCAGGGAGAAGGCUGAGCAGACCAUCUGGAACCGUUUACAUCAGCUUAAAGCCUUGAAGACAAGGCGGCCCCGCUCCCGGGUUCCUCUGAGGAUUGGGAUUCUAGGCUGCAUGGCUGAGAGGUUGAAGGAGGAGAUCCUCAACAGGGAGAAAAUGGUGGAUGUUUUGGCUGGUCCUGAUGCGUACCGGGACCUUCCCCGGCUGCUGGCUAUUGCUGAGUCAGGCCAGCAAGCUGCCAACGUGCUACUCUCUCUGGACGAGACCUAUGCUGAUGUCAUGCCAGUCCAAACAAGCCCCAGUGCCACGUCUGCCUUUGUGUCGAUCAUGCGAGGCUGUGACAACAUGUGUAGCUACUGCAUUGUUCCUUUCACCCGGGGAAGGGAGAGGAGUCGGCCUGUUGCCUCUAUUCUAGAGGAAGUGAAGAAGCUUUCUGAGCAGGGGCUGAAAGAAGUGACCCUUCUUGGUCAGAAUGUUAAUAGUUUUCGGGACAAUUCAGAGGUCCAGUUCAACAAUGCAGUGUCUACCAAUCUCAGCCGUGGCUUUACCACCAACUAUAAAGCCAAGCAAGGAGGACUUCGUUUUGCUCAUCUUCUGGAUCAGGUCUCCAGAGUAGAUCCUGAAAUGAGGAUCCGUUUUACCUCUCCCCACCCCAAGGAUUUUCCCGAUGAGGUUCUGCAGCUGAUUCAUGAGAGAGAUAACAUCUGUAAACAGAUCCACCUACCAGCCCAGAGUGGAAGCAGCCGUGUGUUGGAGGCCAUGCGGAGGGGAUAUUCAAGAGAAGCUUAUGUGGAGUUAGUUCACCAUAUCAGAGAAUCUAUUCCAGGUGUGAGCCUCAGCAGCGACUUCAUUGCUGGCUUUUGUGGUGAGACGGAGGAAGAUCACGUCCAGACAGUCUCUUUGCUCCGGGAAGUUCAGUACAACAUGGGCUUCCUCUUUGCCUACAGCAUGAGACAGAAGACACGGGCAUAUCAUAGGCUGAAGGAUGAUGUCCCGGAAGAAGUAAAAUUAAGGCGUUUGGAGGAACUUAUCACUGUCUUCCGUGAAGAAGCAACAAAAGCCAAUCAGAUCUCUGUGGGCUGUACCCAGCUGGUGCUAGUGGAAGGGCUCAGUAAACGCUCUGCCACUGACCUGUGCGGCAGGAAUGAUGGAAACCUUAAGGUGAUCUUCCCUGAUGUAGAGAUGGAGGAUGUCAAUAACCCUGGGUUCAGGGUCAGAGCCCAGCCUGGGGACUAUGUGCUGGUGAAGAUCACCUCGGCCAGCUCUCAGACACUUAGGGGACAUGUUCUCUGCAGGACCACUCUGAAGGACUCCUCUGCAAAUUGCUGACUUGAGAGGAUGGCCUCAGAGCUGACUUGGGCAGUCCUCCCCAACAGGAAGGGGAGACAUUGCCGGCCGCUGAGGAGAGACGUCAUGAAGCUGUGGAGAUAAGCUGCAAGGGGUGAAGCAACUUUAUGUCAGUGGAAAGCGUGUCUCUUUAAAGCUGCUAUGCGAACAGCUUUUAUAGUCAUUAAAUUUACCUAAACUAAAGUUAA